This is a messenger RNA of Callithrix jacchus (white-tufted-ear marmoset), 3288 nucleotides long. RefSeq names its product cytokine receptor like factor 3 (gene CRLF3). The record is from RefSeq and is a predicted model, not a curated record. Lineage: Eukaryota; Metazoa; Chordata; Mammalia; Primates; Cebidae. Gene Ontology annotation, molecular function: protein binding.
CGUGGCGCGGCGGGGCGGGGAGGGGCGGGGCUUCCGCCUGCGCAAAGCCUCGCCGGGCCGCUCGGAGGCGCCAGGCACAGUCGGGAGUUCGCGCCAGCUGCAGCCGCCCUCGCGGCCCGAUGAGGGGGGCGAUGGAGUUGGAGCCUGAGCUGCUGCUGCAGGAGGCCCGCGAGAGCGUGGAAGCGGCGCAGAGCUAUCGGCGGGAGCUGGGUCACCGGCUUGAGGGGCUGCGGGAGGCGCGGAGGCAGAUCAAAGAGAGUGCAUCACAGACAAGGGAUGUUCUCAAACAGCAUUUUAAUGAUUUAAAGGGAACCCUUGGGAAGCUCCUGGAUGAGCGAUUGGUGACCCUUUUGCAAGAGGUGGACACCAUUGAACAGGAGACCAUUAAACCACUAGAUGACUGCCAGAAGCUCAUAGAACAUGGAGUCACCACUGCAGAAGACUUAGUCCGAGAAGGUGAGAUCGCCAUGCUUGAUGGUGUAGGAGAAGAGAAUGAGAAACUGUGGAGCUUUACCAAAAAGGCCUCGCACAUUCAGUUGGACAGCUUGCCAGAAGUACCUUUACUGGUUGAUGUGCCUUGUUUAUCUGCUCAGUUGGAUGACUCAAUUCUUAACAUAGUGAAAGACCACAUUUUUAAGCAUGGAACAGUAGCAUCUCGCCCACCAGUACAGAUUGAAGAACUAAUAGAGAAACCUGGAGGCAUCAUUGUACGAUGGUGUAAGGUGGAUGAUGACUUUACAGCCCAAGAUUAUAGGCUCCAGUUUCGUAAAUCUACUUCAAAUCAUUUUGAGGAUGUAUAUGUAGGUUCUGAAACUGAAUUCAUAGUAUUGCACAUAGACCCCAAUGUUGAUUAUCAGUUCAGAGUCUGUGCCCGAGGAGACGGCCGACAGGAGUGGAGUCCUUGGAGCGUCCCCCAGAUAGGUCAUUCUACAUUGGUGCCUCAUGAGUGGACAGCUGGCUUUGAGGGGUACAGUCUGAGCAGUCGAAGAAAUAUAGCACUCCGGAACGAUUCUGAAUCAUCAGGUGUUCUCUACUCCAGAGCUCCAACUUAUUUCUGUGGGCAGACAUUAACAUUCAGAGUUGAAACUGUGGGACAACCAGACAGAAGAGAUAGCAUAGGAGUGUGUGCAGAAAAACAGGAUGGAUAUGACUCUCUGCAGCGGGAUCAAGCUGUGUGCAUUAGUACAAAUGGAACAGUUUUUGUCAAUGGAAAAGAAAUGACAAAUCAGUUACCUGCAGUUACUUCUGGGUCCACUGUCACAUUUGACAUUGAAGCCGUGACUCUAGGAACCACCAAUAAUAGUGAAGGUGGAAACUUCAAGCUUCGAGUAACUAUAAGUUCAAAUAACAGAGAAGUGGUUUUUGAUUGGUUACUUGAUCAAUCUUGUGGUUCUCUUUACUUUGGAUGCUCAUUUUUCUAUCCUGGAUGGAAAGUGUUAGUGUUUUAGAUGUUUGAGUGCUUGGCUUUUGUUUUCAGGGUUUAACCUAGCUGUCUGCAGCCCAGUGUGAUUGUAAUCGCUUUUUUUUUGUAAAGUUGAAUUCAUCUCUAACCUAGGCCAUUGGAUAUGGAAAGUGUUUACUGGAUUCAUUUUGUAAUAUUUUAGCAAAAAGAGACUUAAAUGUUGUGGACAAAAUCAUAAUUCAGUCAAUUUUUUUUAGCAUACUGUUAACUAAAGUAUUACAUCAUAAUAAAAACCAAAUUGGCUUUAAAAGUAUGAGAAGAUGUAGAAAGUUCUAUACCCUUCCACUGUACUUCUUAAAGUUGGUUAUUAGACCAGGAAAACUUAAUGUAAUAUUAUUUUUUAAAUCAUCAUAAAGGAUCCAAGUCUCUUUAGAAUAAUACAAGAGGAAGAGAUCAGAAGCUGUGUAAUGUAUUACUUUGCUCAUAUGCUGUCCACAUGAAUGUGUUGACUGUGCUCUCCAUGUUCAGGUAUUUGUAAGCAGUGUUGACUUUUAUCCCAUCUUCAAUAAUCUUUAGGUCCCUAAAACAUUAUUAUUUUUUCUUUUUUUCACGGUGGGGGUGGGAGGGUGGGGAUGGAGUCUUGCCCUUGUCACCCAGCCUGGAUGAAAUGGCGUGAUCUCAGCUCACUGCAACCUCUGGCUCCCAGGUUCAAGUGAUCCUUCUGCCUCAGCCUCCCAAGUAGCUGGGAUUACAGGUGCCUGCCACCACACCUGGCUAAUUUUUUUAUUUUUAGUAGAUACGGUGUUUCACCAUGUUAGCCAGGCUGGUCUCAAACUCCUAGCCUCAGGUGAUCCACCCACCUCAUCCUCCCAAAGUGCUGGGAUUACAGGUGUGAGCCACUGUACCUGACCAAGUUUUGCAUUUUUUAAAAAUGCCUGAGCGAGUGUCUGUAAUAGGCAAGUAUUACCUUUUGUUCUUCCGUUGCAGUUUGAAUCAGUAUAGGCUAUACAGUAUUUUUUAAAUUUAAUUAUUUUUUUUUUUAGAUGAAGUCUUGCUCUGUCACCCAGGCUGGAGUGCAGUGGCACGAUCUCAGCUCACUGCAACCUCUGCCCACCAGGUUCAAGCAGUUCUCCUGCCUCAGCCUCCUAAGUGGCUGGGACGACAGGCACCCACCAUCACACUAGGCUAAUUUUUUUGUAUUUUUAGUAGAGAUGAGGUUCACCAUGUCAGUCAGGCUGGUCUCCAACUCCUGACCUCAAAUGAUCCGCCCACCUCCACCUCCCAAAGUGCUGGGAUUACAGGCAUGAGCUACCCUGCCCAGCCUAGGCUACAGUAUUUUUACAGGGUAAAGCUACUUAUGGAAGUAGUAUGCACAGGAGUGUUAGCCAUUUCGAAUGUAUGAAUUAUGCCCAUGUGUGUAUCCAACCUGCCUGUGACAUGCAUUUUACUCUUUGCAGAGUAUGACCUGUAGUCCAGUUUAAUGUCAGUUUGAUAAGUGGUCUCUUAGCAGACCAAAAAAAUAUAGGAAAUAACCUAUUUUUUUCAAAAACUUAAAUUCGUGUGUAAAAUAUUUAUUUGAAAGACUUUAAUAUGUAAAAGCAAUUGUCUUGCUAUGCCAGCCUAAAGAUUUUAUUUUAAUGUGAAUUAUUUUUUUCAUUUUUACCAGUAGUAAAAAAAUAGAAAAGCAAGUAUGAUAUUUUUGUAAGAUAAUUUAUUUGGGAAUUCAUGUUCCCUGUUAGACAAUCAUAACCUUUUCUCCUUGUCUUUUUAUGUAUAAGUAAGUAGAUUUUCACUUGUUUAGGGAUUAAGAAGAUGUUCCAGAAUGUAGAUACCAUUGUCACCCAGAAUCCAUCCAUCAGAAUCAAAAUAAAAAACUAAAAGCUCAA